AUGGUUGACCUCAAGACCACUAGCCUCAACGUCCGUGGAAGGGACGAGGACAACGUGCCCGAGUAUGUGGUGGAUUGGACUGUCGAGGAGGAGAAGAAGGCGAAACGCAAGCUGGACCUCAUGAUCAUGCCCAUCCUAACGUUGGGCUUCUUCUGUCUCCAACUCGACCGCGGCAACAUGGCCAACGCCAUCACCGACAACUUCAUGGAAGACGUCGGCAUCGACCAAGACCAGUUCAACGUCGGACAACAAAUGCUCUCGCUCGGAAUCGUGCUGACCGAAAUCCCCUCCAACAUGAUCCUCUACCGCGUCGGACCCGGUAAAUGGCUCACGCUGCAACUCUUCCUCUUCGGAAUCGUGAGCACCUUCCAAGCAUUCCAACACGGAUACGCGGCGUUUAUCAUAACCCGCUUCCUGCUCGGCAUCACGGAGUCUGGAUUCAUCCCCGGCGGUCUGUGGACUCUCUCCACAUGGUAUACCCGCGACGAAACAGCCAAGCGCGUCAUGAUCUUCUACUUCGGGAACCAGAUCGGGCAGGCCAGUGCGAAGCUGCUUGCGUAUGGCAUUUUGCAUAUGCGGGGUGUCGGCGGGAAGGCCGGUUGGUUCUGGUUGUUUGCCCUUAUGGGUUCGUUCACCGUUCUCAGUGGUUUUAUCUUUGGGUUCUUCUUGCUUGACUCGUUCAAGAACCCGCAUAGUACGUUCUUGCCGAAGGUGUCGCGGUUCACAGAGAGGGAGCUGCAUAUAUUGCAAACAAGGGUCCUACUCGAUGAUCCGAUGAAGGGAAAGAAGAAGAAGAAGAUUCGAGGGGAUGCUUUCAAGCGAACAUUUACGGACUGGCGCAUCUGGAUCCAUUUCCUCAUCACCCUCUGCAACAACGGUCCGCAGCGCGCAUUCGACACCUACGCCCCCUCGAUCGUCACCAGCUUCGGCUUCGGCAGCCUCAUCAGUAACGCCAUGGCGUCUGUUGGUCUGUGGCUACAGGUCCCAAUGUCGUUUGCAUUCAGCUACGUAUCGGAUAACUACAACCGCCGCGGCGAAACCGUCAUCCUCGGCCUCUUCUGCCACCUACUCGGCUACAUUUUCAACCGAGCUUUCACGGACGUGCACCUCCGCGGCGUGCGCUACUUCGGCGUCGUCUGGACGCAAAUCUUCGGGACAUUCUCGCACCCGCUGAACAUCGCGUGGUUGUCGCUGACGUGCCAUGAUUCAGAGCAGAGAGCACUUUCCAUGGCUGGGGUUAUAAUGGGCGCGAACAUCGCUGGCAUCUACGGAGCGCAGAUCUUCCGCUCUGAUGAUAAGCCGCUGUACCGCCGCGGCUUUAGUGUUGCGAUCAGCGUGCUUGCUUUUGGUCUUUUGCUUGCCAUCGUGCGGUAUGUGGAUACGCUUAUCCAUCGUCGUCGUAAGCUGCGGGCUGUUGAGCGUGAGAGCGAGCAUGGGGAGGAGGGUGUUGUUGGUGCGAGCAAGACCUAG
Molecule: messenger RNA, 1470 nt
Organism: Aspergillus mulundensis
Lineage: Eukaryota; Fungi; Ascomycota; Eurotiomycetes; Eurotiales; Aspergillaceae
Product: Alternative sulfate transporter
Exons: 6
Coding region: 1-1470 (489 amino acids)
Biological process (GO): transmembrane transport
Cellular component (GO): membrane
Molecular function (GO): transmembrane transporter activity
Source: RefSeq, a predicted model, not a curated record